GUCAGCCUAAGAAUACCUGUUUCUGCUUUUUCGGGGAUCAAUAUAGAAGUUACACAAUUUACCCUGUAUGACCUGAGUCUGUCGGGAGGUAAAAUAGAAGGUGGAUUGGAUUUUCCAAGAAUCUUCUCCGGUUCUAAUGAAUUGGCUCAUCUAUAUAAUGUCUGGGGCACUGGGCAGAAUCUGCUGCUUGCACCAGAGUGGGGCAUGGAGAUAUGUGCAAAGCUUCUGUCAGCCUUUGGACAGAUGUUCGUUCCAUAACAUUAACAUUUUGCAAGCGGCGCUUCACACCUCUUCUGCAGUCUCUGCAGGACACAACAAAUGGUCUAAGGUGAAACAUAUAAAGGGACCAAAGGAUGAAGCUAGGGCUCGCCUUUUUGCAAAGCUUUCCAUGAUGAUCAAAGUUGCUGUUAAAGAGGGAGGACCCAACCCAGAUAUGAAUGUUAACCUGUCCAACUUGAUUGAGCAGUGCAAGCAGAAAAAUAUGCCCAAGACCUCCAUUGAGGCUGCUAUAAAAGGAGCAGAAAAGGCAAAACCUUCUUCCUACGCACUUUAUGAGGGAAGAGGGCCUGGCGGCUCUUCCCUUCUGAUAGAGGCCCUCACAGACAAUAACAGCCGUUCAUACACAGACUUUAAAAGCCUCAUGAGUAAAAAUGGUGCUGCCCUAAGUGAUGGUGCUCGACAUUUCUUUGAUAAAAAAGGAGUAGUAACAGUGCAGUCAUGUGACAAAAAUGGCGCCCCUCUACAUUUGGAACAAGCACUAGAGCUGGCUAUUGAAGCAGGAGCGGAGGAUGUGAAGGAGGUGCUAGAUGAAGAGGAUAAAGGAGUGUACAAGUUUAUUUGCGAGGUACCCUUUCUGCGGGAUGUCCACUCCCAGUUGACUGCUCUUGGGUUGGUUCUAGUAUCCUCUGGACCAGAAUUCAUCCCUAAUACCACAGUACAGCUUUCAGAUAGUGACAUGGAGCUGGCGUCUCAGCUUUUGGAGAUAGUGAACAAUCAUCCGGAAGUAAUGCGAGUUUAUGACAACAUUGAAUAGAGUGCGCUAUUCAAGACAGAUAUUUGCAAAAUAAAUAAGUAUCACAACAAACAGUCAUUAUAACACAGUUAAAAUAAAUGUGGUAGAAUAGAAACUUCCAAUUUGAAAAGGGAAACUUCAAAGUAAAGGUCUCCAAAUGACAAGAUACUCAAUAUCUCAAGAGAGGUUUUGAAACACAGAGGGAUAGUAAAGUUAUACAAAGCUAUACAUUGUUGCAAACACUGCUGCCAAAGAGUACAAAAGACAAGUGCGCAGCCCUGAGUUACUAUGGACCUACCUAGGUUUACUCUUCAACAAGAGAUGCUAAGAGCACAAAGCAUAUAUGAUCAAAUUAGUAAAUUGAAAAGUUCUUUAAAAUUGCAUGUUCUAUCUGAAUCAUGAGAUUUUAAUUUUGACUUAAUUUUCCUUUUAAGUUCAUACUUAUAGAAUUUAUGUGGAGUGUCAUCUGUAUACAUAACACCCUAGUGACUAUGUGUGAUGUUGUUUUUAAUACAUUGUAAUACAUUUAUAUUUUAUCCACCAAAAUGGUUUGGAAAUGUUCUUGAUUGGCUUGGGAUUUGUAUAUAAAGUACUUGUCUUAGAGCUAAAGUAACCUUGUCUGGGUUGGAUUGCUGUUUUCACAUACAGGGUUAUACUUUGUAUACUGUUUAUUUCUAUUGAGGAUUUGAGAAGAUUGAAGCUGAAUCAGAGUAUCAAAUCAUUUGAAGACAUCUAUCCUUUAAUCAUUUUCAAACUGGAAGUUUUUACUUUGAUUUGGAAGUUUCUACUCUGCCACAUUUAUUUGCAGUUUUAAGUGCAGAGUGAUUAAAGUUAUUGUAAAGUUUAAAGAAUGACAGUCCAAUAUCUAAAAAUACUCUUAAAGGGACAGUCAUUUUAGAGAUUUUACCCCUUAAGUUGCACUUACCUGGUCUCCUCUCCAGGCUCUUCUGAUCAUGUCUUCUUUUUCUUUUUCAAAAGUGCUUUGCGGAGCACCCGAUUGCGCUAUUGAACUGAAUGUAGUUCACUACCAGACCGGAGUGGGAGUGCGCUACAUUCAAUUCAAUAGUGCGAUUGGGUGCGCCCAUGAAGCACUUUUGAAAAAGAUGACAUGAUAAGAAGAGUCCUGAGAGGAGACCAGGUAAGUGCUGUCGCUAAAAUAAUGUUACAUAAUUCUGCACUAUGUGCAGAAUUAUGUAACAUUAUUUUUUACAUUUACUGUCCCUUUAACAGUAGCACUUUGAUUCAUUAAACUUUACAAACACGCUUUUUUUAAAAAAAAAUACCAUUUCUUUAAGGUAAACAGACAGCCUAUCCUACGCUCCCUUCUCCAACUGUUUUUGGAAAGAUCAAUGACGAAUCUGGCUUCCUUCAAUCGUUGCGUGCCCCACGAGCUGGACGCCAAUGGGGCCACGCAACGAUUGGAGGAAGCUGGAUUCGUCAUUGAUCUGCAAAAUACAGAAGGAGAAGCGGGCGGAGGAUCGUCUGUUUACCCUAACAAAAAGGUAAGUAUGAAUUAAAGUGCCCCUGUUUUUAAGAGUAAUUUUAGAUACUGGGCUUUAAUUCUUUAAACUUUACAAUACCUAAUAUCAGCAGAUAUUUGCCAAAUAGAACAGUACAGUGUUUAACUUUGUGAUUGGCUAAAGCUCUCAUGCUACAUAAACCAACCAUUUCUGUCAGGCUUUGUUUUCUGGUAUCACAAUAAUGUAUUUAUUGUUUUGGUCUUAUACUGCUAGUUCUAACUAAUAAAUAUGUAAAUACAUUUA
Bombina bombina (fire-bellied toad) is the source of this 2775-nucleotide messenger RNA. RefSeq names its product translational activator of cytochrome c oxidase 1. The coding region runs from base 137 to 1033 and encodes 298 amino acids. Lineage: Eukaryota; Metazoa; Chordata; Amphibia; Anura; Bombinatoridae. The record is from RefSeq and is a predicted model, not a curated record. Gene Ontology annotation, cellular component: mitochondrion. The transcript is spliced from 6 exons.